GCCAGAUCAAACAGUCUUCACAAAAAUUAUUGCAACGACACACCUCUCGUUACAAUCACAUGUAUUGGCAAUCGCGCGUUGCAAGCACAUGCAGACCGUGCACAUAUCGUGCACAGACCGUUGUGCUACAUGCAUAAGCCACAUUGGUUCGUACCCCUCCGAGGCUGAGCUUAAGCUGUAUCAAGAGGCGCAGCAGGUAGCAACACGUCUAAAACCUCACAAUUGGUACCAUUUCAGAUCUAGAUCACUCGCAGCAGCUGGAUAGUCCUUCCCAUCCGGCCCUUGGGUGAACAGAUCAUAUUCUUUCGUCUACAGCCUCCGCAGCAGAACGAGCAGUGGGACGAUGCCUAAGAUUACGUCAGCUGCUUCAGCGAAGGGAAGCGUACCCACCACCUCUCACGGCGAAAGUGUAACUCUUGAAGUCCACCAAAGACCUGACCAGAUCCUACAACAACCGACGAUUUUGAGAGAUACAGCUUUGCGUGGUGCGGCAAAACGGCAAAGUCAGGCUGUGGCUCUGCCCGCCGGAAAACAUCAACGGAUCGCAUCUCGUCACAAUCGAUACAGCACGGUGGACACGGUAGAGUGUCAAGGUCAGAUCUCAGAAAUCGCACAUAAGGCCGAUCGGAUAUGUCGCAUGUGCCGAAGGAUAGAUUUCGAAGCGAUUUUCAAUGAAGAUAGGAGAGAUCCAAAGCUUUACAAGAUCUGGGGUGGCAGGUUUUACAAUCUGUCUUAUAUAAGUCCACAGAGUAGUUGCUCUUUGUGUCGGUUCUUCUACAGUGUUAAGGAGCCAGUAUUAGGUGAUAUCGCGGGGCAUACAGGUUACUAUCUCAAAGUCUUCCCAGCAAGGAGCAACUUCGGUGCUUGGAAGCUUCCAUUCGAUGAAUCGCCAGGCUUCAGAGUUAUUCCACUCCCGCACGACCCACGCAGACCCGAUAACCAUGGACUUGUCAUGGAGCUUUCUGAAGGACAAGAGGGCUUCUGUGGCCGUCAGAUACAACCUCAAGUGGAUCUAGCCAUUAUCAAAGAAUGGCUUAGCUUUUGUGAUGAUCAUCAUAAGGCUUUGUGCAAGCAGAAAUCCGAUCCGCAAGUUCCCAAAGACUUCUGUGUAAUAGAUUGUACGACGCGCAAAAUCAUACCAUGGGAGGAGAUCGUCGACCAGAAACAAUACGUAACCCUUAGCUAUACGUGGGGCAGGUCAAAUCAAGAUAUCGUACUCCAAGAAGGUGUAGUUCCAUCCGAUCUGCCUUGCACGAUUGAACACACUCUUCAGUUGACGAUAGAAUUGGGUUAUCGAUACCUUUGGAUAGACCGAUAUUGUAUCACUCAGGACGAUACUACGAGCAGACAGAUACAGAUUCAAAGCAUGGACAUCAUAUACCAGCACUCCGUCCUUACAGUGGUUGCAGCGGCGGGUGUUGACCCCGAUCAUGGAUUAUCUGGACUUGGUACAGCUUCAAGAGAACGUCAGCCGUCUGUAGCAAUCGGUCACCGAACUCUUGUGUAUGCACCAUAUGCGAAAGAUCAAAUCUUGUCUUCGAGGUGGAACAGUCGAGGGUGGACUUACCAAGAAGGGCUUCUUUCUCGACGGAAACUUGUGUUUACCAAUAGCCAGGUGUAUUUUCAAUGCAAUGGCAUGCAUUGCCUCGAGAGUAUACAAGCACCGCAAGAAAUAUUGCAUACACAAAAUAAUGCUCGUAUGCGGGACGAUAUCGACAUCUCUCGAGUCUUCCCCCUUCGUGGGCUCGGAAAGAGUCCACUGGACCUCAAGGAACGGCUUAAUGAAUACCUAAAAAGGUCACUUACCAACGAUGACGAUAUCCAAGAUGCCUUCAAGGGUGUCUUUGUUGCUUUUCAACGGAAGUUUCCAGGCAAAAUUCAGAGUCUCUGCGGGAUCCCAAUAUUCAGUUCUCAACUGCUUGGCAGUGACUUGGAUGCCUUUGUGCUAGGUCUGAAUUGGUACAGUCGUCGAGGACACUCCGAUGACCGCUUUGUGUUGGAGCGGCGCAAAAAGUUUCCAAGCUGGACCUGGCUAGGAUGGAAAACUCAUGGAGUCCACUUCUACGGCACUUUCUACCCCCGCGAUCGAGAUUACACAGGCCAUAGGGCUGUCGCAUGUGCUAGCAUCGAAUAUGCUGAUGGAUCUGUACUUGCAUGGAGGGAGGCUAAGGAUGACAUACUUGCUCGCGAAAAUGUAGCAUUGAUGCCAGCUUUCCUCCACUUGCAUGGACAAGCUUUUGACGUACACAUAUCCACAGACGGUAGAAUCAUAGGUGAUGAUGAAGGUGGAGUUGUUGAGCAGAUCAGGGUGAAUCAUGAUGAGCGAUGUGGUGAGCUCCUUGUUCGACAAAUACAAGCCGUACAUCCGUCACAGCAAUAUGUCGAUUGCUUGCUCAAACUCACAUUUUUUGUUUCACAUCAAUGGGAUGAUGAAGUACAUAUUCUGAUAUUGUAUCAGCCGGAGGGCUCGUCAUGCUUCGAGCGUGUAGGACAAAUCUCACUCUUUAUGCAGCUCUGGGCCGCGGGGUUUUACACAGAAAAUUUGACAUUCCCCAGCGCGUUGCGAGGUUGGACAGAAACACAAGUCCGCAUCGAAUAGUGUUGACGGUUUCGAUAGUCUAUAAAAGAGUAAAAGGUAGUAAGAUUACAGCCACUCGAAUAACAACA
Boeremia exigua is the source of this 2667-nucleotide messenger RNA. Its product is annotated as heterokaryon incompatibility protein-domain-containing protein. The coding region runs from base 344 to 2599 and encodes 751 amino acids. NCBI's taxonomy places the organism in Eukaryota, Fungi, Ascomycota, Dothideomycetes, Pleosporales, Didymellaceae. The record is from RefSeq and is a predicted model, not a curated record. The transcript has a single exon.